GUGUACGUUCAUUGGUCGCGAUCCUUGGUUGCCGUUCUAUGGUGGACACAAUGCCUAGCGGCUGGAGAUCAAACUUGGCUUAUGGAGAGAGCCCGAGCGGUCAGAACGUCGAGCUUGAGGAUGAUAUCGAUGAGGAUCCAGUGGAUGUGCCUGAGGAGGAACUUGAGGCUGAGGUGGAUGACUUCUUGGGACGGGCUGAAUAUGCGAUGGAGAGGGAGGUGGAUGGACAAGAUCAUGACGAGAUGGAUGGACAAGAUCAUGACGAGAUAAGCACUUCUCAUCUAGAAGAUGCUCCAGAGCCGACUCGGCCUACUCAGCCUCGCGACUUUGGUCUCGCCUUAUGAGCGUUGGACUCCGGAGCAGAAGACAAGAUGUCAGCGUCUUCGGCCACGCCUUAGGCGUCCAGCUGUCAUCGAAGAGGAUGAGGAUGAGGAACAUGCGGCAAGGAGGAGGAAGAAUGAACAACGCUCAGAAGGCUAAUCACGAGCGCCUCUCAAGAAAUGUG
Molecule: messenger RNA, 505 nt
Organism: Lolium perenne
Lineage: Eukaryota; Viridiplantae; Streptophyta; Magnoliopsida; Poales; Poaceae
Source: RefSeq, a predicted model, not a curated record